This is a messenger RNA of Lentinula edodes (shiitake mushroom), 4819 nucleotides long. RefSeq lists its product as uncharacterized. Bases 146 to 4762 code for a protein of 1538 amino acids. The transcript is spliced from 8 exons. Lineage: Eukaryota; Fungi; Basidiomycota; Agaricomycetes; Agaricales; Omphalotaceae. The record is from RefSeq and is a predicted model, not a curated record.
CUGUUGACAUCUCACUAAAGCGCCCAUUUUACAUACAUUGAUACAACUUUCUCCUGAACUCGUGCAGUAACACGUUCCCGACAUUCUUUCCUUUCCAGUCGCGCCUAUCUUUCCUGUACAACGUGUUGGAAACGAGGUCGCAGAAAUGAAUCGUCUUCGCAAGAAAUCAGACACUAAGAGGAGCCAAUAUCCUAUUCUUUCUCCCUUGCAGACCUCUAUUCCACCGCCAUCACCUAGCGAAAACCCGCAGCUUCUUCCCGAAUUGCCUUCUGAAGACGACUUUUCGAUUCUUCCAGACUUAACUCGUCGCUUUUCUCUUCUGCGCUACUCUUCGGGUGAGCCGCUGCCGGUAGAUCUUCUGCGCUCCAGGUUGGCCGAGCAGAGAGCUCGCGGCGUCGAAAAUCAUAUUUCUGAGGAGGAAGAAGAUAUGCUUCUUGAGAGCCUUGGGCUGCGUACCAAAUACGCUACCCCGACCGACAAAACCGAGACUCCUAUGCGCCAAUCAACCCGCUCGUCGCUCACUCAUUCUCCAAGUUCUGGUCGUUCCACUAAGCGCUACAGCAAUAAUCUCUUUGGCUCUGGACGACUUAGAGAUUACUCCUAUGUUCGCAGUGCAACCUCCCCGAGUAAACAUGGUAGUUCGCGCGUUACUUCCGCAGCUCCUUCCGAAGUAUCCACAUCGACAUCAUCAGUAUUUGGCCCUUCACAUGAAUUUAGAUCAACCACGCCUGAGAACGAUGUGCUGAACAACAAACAAGCCGUGCGAUCUGCUCCUCUCAUACCUCCAGCACCGUAUGGUGAACGCAGCAUUCCUGCUUCUGCAGAGUACAGACUGUCCAAGUCUUUGGGGCCUUCAGCUUUCAAACGUGCUUCGCUGGCAUUGGAGGAAGCUAUAAGAGAACUAGAAGAAGAUGCCGAGGAUGAAAUCGUCAUGCCCCGCUCCGCCCCCAUUACGCGCGCUAAUGUCGAGGCACGGGUUAAAGACAAUCCUAAUUCUCUGCCUCCAGACGUCUACCAGGCAGGCAUGGCCAUUUCUUCUGACCACGAAGGUCAAACCGAAACGGAGGAGAAGCGGAUGUCACCUAUACCUUCGCGUAUUCUUCCAGGUUACAUACCAGGAAUGCCUCGUCCAAUGACACCGCGCGAAGACAUGGACAACGACAUGUUACGAUCACAUUCAAUUACCCCCCGCGCUGCUACCGUUACGAAUCCCAACGAUCCAACUGCGUUUUAUCCGGAUAUGCCCAAUACGCCGACACCUCCCCCAGUAAUUCCGGAACAUGUCGGACAGAGCUCAUCUUCGUCCUUCUCUUCGAAACCAUCUCGUCCAAUGUCGCCACCUUUCCUCCAACGGAGUCCAGUUGAUCCUGCGCAACGUGGCGAACGUGGCGUGGAAUUGAUAGACUUCGGUUCUUCUGCCGUGCCUGGUCGUAGACGUCCUGCGUCACCACUUUCAGGGCCAUCCUAUCAACCUUUCACCGCUGCCGCGGUUUCUACCUCCAGACCAGGCACGCCUUCCAACGUAACCUGGACGAUACCUGCUUCCAAAUCUUCACCUCAGAAAAGCUCUGGCCACAAUCGUAACGGUAGUUGGUUCAGUGAUGCAGAAGGCAGUACAGAUCCCCAUGGCGGCUACUCGACGUCGAAUGGUCAUUCAAAAUCUGCAUCUGCUUCGCGAUCUUUACGAUCACCUGCUCUACCCGAUUCUCCCAUACUGGAACGCGGUCAUGCGAAUACUGCUUAUUUUGGCGGCACUUACCCGUACGACAAUCGACCUCCGUCAACCAUUUCAGGCAUUGAUCUCAACUCACCUACUUCCAACCGUCCUAUGCGAUCCCCUACCCCCACUCAAUCCCCGGCUCGGUCUCCGACAUCUCCAACCUUUUCAGGUGUAGAUGGGUCACCAAAACAUAGCAGGCGAUCAUCGAAACAGAAUGGAACAUCUGUUCCCUUCUCACUCGCUCCUUACAAUCCUGUUCUAUUCUCUCCCCUGGCGAACUCAUCACGAUCAUCUCUAGAAUCUACAGGAUCUAGUUAUCACUCCUGGGAAGCGGACAAAUUUUUGUUUGUUGAUGCCGACUCACAGGUUCCACCUUGGCAUGAUCUGUCUCUUUCGUCUCAGUCCAGCUCUACUACUCCUGCAGGUUCACCAGAUACGGAGUGGAACCCUGAAGACGUUAUAGGAAGUUAUGCAGGCUUGCAUAAGUUGGACUUCGCUGCUAUCCAAGAGACCUUGGUUAGCGCGGUUGCAUCCAAAAAUAUGACUGUAUCUGAGACCCGAGAACGUGUUCCUUCAUUACGGAGGCGUCGUCCGUCGACUUCACAGUCAAACUAUUCUCUCAACUACACGAUCACGACUCCGUCUCCUCAACAAUCACAACCUAUGGAUGGGUCUUCUGCGAUGAACAGCGAUCAGAUCUCCAAAGCCAGCGCAUUGCUCAAUUCGGUACUGGAGAGUAUAAAUACACAGCACAAUGAUGUUUCUUAUGAUUCGUCAUCUCCUGCGAUCAACACUGCGGAUACCCCGUCGGCCUCUCAAGACGUAUCUCCCACAACGCGCAGAAAUCGUGACCUUGCCCAAAUACUCUUCGGCGAGGAUACACAUGAAGGGUCGCCCCCCGCAGGCGCAUCGUCUCCGGAAGAUGAUAGCCUGCAACCUAAAACAUUCAAAGAAAAAGAGCUCACCACUACAUUACCGCUCAAUGUAACGACUUCGUCUUUGGAUACCUCAACCAUAGGUCUCUCGUCACCGUCACAAUCAGCGCUUUACAAUCCUCUGCGUAGUCCCUCGACUCCGCAUAUCCCGCAAACAUCCGAGGCACAGGCAGAGCUUGCACGCGAAAUUCAGCGCAAGACAGAUGCUGCCAUGUUAGCUCUUCGAAAGCGGCCUUCUAAUUCCAAUCUAUCGAAAGAAGGACUUGUAUCACCAGGACCGGUCCGAAAGAAGUUCAAUACAAAUCAAAUAUCUACACCUACUCUGCUUUCCGCUUCGACCAGUGUCGAUACGAUACCCCUACGCACCCCGCAGUUUACAAGUGCUACUUCCUCUGGCCCACCUUCAAAAAUUGCUUCUCGUUUCAGAAAGCUCAGAGGAACCCUACGAAAGGGUAAUAUACCCAUUGAAGAAAUUAAAGUCACUCCUUACCCAUUGGAUGUAAAAUCCAACCCAUCAUCUCAUGGUAGCCAACCCCAAUUCGCUCGCUACGACUCGUCCAAGCUUCAUCCUAUGGAUUCGGCAGUCAGCGCUACCGAAAUUGGCCGAUUCCGAGUACCAGCUGUACCAGUACCUAGUCCGCCCGCUUCAGCCGGACCAGGAUUAAAAGGAUUUAUGGCUCGGUUUAGAGGUAAAGUGCGUACUGCAGACUCUGUUGAAUACAAGGGCCAGCAACUUCGUCCUUCACCGUACCAAAUGUCCCCAGUUCAGAAUCCGCUUUCUCUUUCGAACUCUCCUCUGACAGAGGAAGUAAAGCCGGAAAGAGAAAUCAACGCUCAAUUGUUACAUCCAUCCCAGUCACCGUCUUCAUCAUCGCAACCCCCUUUAACCCCACAGCUUCACAUGCACCCUAGUGAUGAUUCAGGAGAUGGCGUAAAUCAAUAUGAAUCACAGGCAUUGAAGCAGCUGUUCAAUGCUGCAAACGAUCUUGGCCUUGAUCAAAGCAAAUUGAGCGAGCUUCUUGUUCGUUCAGGGUCUAUCUCGUCCAAGUCGACGGAUUGGACGAUGUUGACUCGUAAUAACUCGUCUGCCACUAAAUCGAGACAGGAAAGUCGUGACGAACGUCAGUUCCAAAGUCCCACUCCGCAAAGCGAGUGGUCCACGUUCGAGGACCCAGGUCAUCGUGCUAGUAAGAUGCCAGUUUCGCGGAAAUCAUCAAUGAAACAAAGCGAAAAUGUUGGGGUCCGCCGGCCUCGCCAACGUGGACCAGAUGAUACAAAUACUGUUAUCCGGAGAACUAUCAUCUAUCCCGAGGAUCGUGGGGUUUCUGUUGCAGAUCUCAAUGCGUUGGGGAGAAAGAAUUCUUCCCAUCGUCGCCGAGCUAGUGCGAUAAGUGCCACUUCAUCCAAUCGUUCAAUCCAUGAAAGAGUACCAACACCGCCGCCUCCACAUUCACCGACUGGUAAACGGUUUUCUGCUGACGAAUCUCCUCCUGUCCCCCAGCUUCCUCAAUCUUGGGCAGCUCGGAUGGAUAAAGGCCUAGCGGUUCCUUCUGCUGGCGGACAGUCGAACACACCAUAUGACUCGGUAUAUGACAUGUAUACAGGUGAAAAGGGCUCUCAGUCAGCGCCUGCAGAAGGCAGUGGUUCAUCUGAUCCUGGUCCAGCGUUAGAAGUGAUUGAGCUCGCCAACGGGGAAACCAUCUGGUCAAUUGUCAAUGGUCUUCGUGAUGACGAUGUAGAGUCGUUGUAUGCGGGCCGAACCAGCUUCCAGUCUGAUUACGAUAAUGAUGAAGGCGUUCAGGUUUUCGUUAAAGAUCACACGAGGACUGGAUCCAAAGGAAGUAAUUCCUCAUAUCUAUCGCGGAGAAAGAUCGUUCAAGGGAAGAACAGACCCGAAACAAAAGUUUACUAUACCUCCUCUGCGCAGAUAGGACGUUUGAUUGAGAACCUAUCGCAAGGUAUGGACGCAGGAGCUUUCAACUUUUCGCAAGGACAGGCCGAAUAUUCCAAUUCAGCGACAUCUUCGAUGACCGGGCAUACUGGUACUGAUUAUUUGACCGUCGAGGAGCGCCUUGAGCAUAUGUUAGGUGCUAUGAAAACUGCUUGACUGCUAAUUUAUUUUCUUUCACUCCAUAUAUUUUUAAAUAAAAAUCAAUGUCUAUGG